This is a messenger RNA of Punica granatum (pomegranate), 2293 nucleotides long. The record is from RefSeq and is a predicted model, not a curated record. NCBI's taxonomy places the organism in Eukaryota, Viridiplantae, Streptophyta, Magnoliopsida, Myrtales, Lythraceae.
AAUUUCCAAGUCAACUUUGAAGUCUUACUGAUCGCUCUGCCUCUCUCUCUCUCUCUCUCUCUCUCUCUAUAUAUAUAUAUAUGUAUGUUUUGAUGCAAGCCAUAGCCAGCUCCCAUACCUCUGUACUAUAGUUUAAUUGGCAACUCACUUUGGCAACUAGCUAGCUAUUGAGACUCCGUGAGAAAAACGCUAUGGUGGUUGCCGCACCGACUGGCGGAGGCCCUAUGGGCUCUGCCGACAUUAGGAACCUCGCGGUCCAGGUCCUGACGGGCCGGUGGUUCAUGGUAUUCGCAUCCUUCCUUAUCAUGGCGGCAGCCGGGGCAACCUACAUGUUCGGCUUCUACUCUUCCGACAUAAAAAUGGCCUUGGGCUACGACCAGACAACCCUGAACCUGCUCAGCUUCUUCAAGGACCUUGGCUCCAACGUCGGGAUACUGUCAGGGCUCAUCAACGAGGUUACCCCGCCGUGGGUUGUCCUCUCCAUGGGGUCCGUUCUCAACUUCUUCGGAUACCUUAUGAUCUGGCUCGCCGUGACCAAGCGAAUCGCCAGGCCUGCUGUCUGGCACAUGUGCCUCUACAUCUGCAUAGGCGCCAACUCCCAAUCGUUCGCCAACACCGGGGCUCUUGUGACAUGCGUGAAGAACUUCCUGGAGAGCCGGGGCGCGGUGCUCGGGAUACUCAAGGGAUAUGUUGGCCUUAGUGGUGCUAUCAUAACUCAACUCUUCUAUGCUUUCUAUUACCAUGACACCAAGGCCUUGAUAUUGCUUAUAGGUUGGCUCCCUGCAGCCAUAUCCUUUGCCUUCCUUAGGACUAUUAGGAUCAUGAAGGUGAUUAGGCAGCCCAAUGAGCUCAAGGUGUUCUACAACUUCCUCUACAUUUCUCUCGGGCUAGCGACAUUCCUCAUGAUCAUGAUUAUAACCGAGAAAAAGGUGGAUUUCACAAGGAGCGAAUACGGGGCAAGUGCUGCUGGGGUCCUCUUCUUGCUCUUCCUCCCGCUAGCCGUCGUCAUCAUAGAGGAGUACAAGCUUUGGCUUGCCAAGAGGCAAGCUCUUAAUGACCCUUCCCCCCUCAACAUCACCACGGAAAAACCGAAACCGGAGGAUCAACUCCCCGGGACUGUGCCUGUCGUGUCCCAGCCAGAGCUAGCCGUGGAAAAACAGCCUUCAUGCUGGCGGACCGUGUUCAGGCCUCCGGAACGUGGUGAGGACUACACAAUCCUACAGGCACUUUUCAGCAUUGACAUGCUGGUCCUCUUCCUCGCGACCAUAUGCGGGGUAGGAGGGACCCUGACUGCGAUCGACAACUUGGGACAGAUAGGGAGCUCGCUGGGCUACCCGAAGAAAAGCAUAGGUACCUUCGUUUCCCUCGUGAGCAUCUGGAACUACCUUGGACGGGUCACGGCGGGCUUUGUUUCGGAGAUAUUCCUGACCAAGUACAAGUUCCCACGACCGCUCAUGCUCACCAUAAUCCUCCUAGUAUCAUGCGCCGGCCACAUACUCAUUGCCUUCGAUAUCCCCGGCGGACUGUACAUAGCAUCAAUCAUUAUUGGGUUCUGUUUCGGAGCCCAGUGGCCCCUCCUCUUUGCUAUCAUAUCAGAGGUGUUUGGGCUCAAGUACUAUUCCACACUCUACAACUUCGGUUCGGUGGCCAGCCCCGUCGGGCUGUACAUCCUCAACGUUCGGGUGACAGGCCACCUUUAUGACCGCGAGGCUCUGCGGCAGCUAGCAGUGAAGGGCCUCGAGAGGAAGAAAGGAGAGUCCCUCGAUUGCAGCGGCGUCAAAUGCUUCCAACUCGCUUUCAUCAUAAUCACUGCGGUGACCUUGUUGGGGGUCCUCGUUUCGCUCAUCCUGGUGGUUAGGACAAGGAAGUUUUACCGGAGUGACCUUUAUAGGAAGUUCCGGGAGGAGGCUAAGGCGGCCGAGGCUGAGAUGGCAACGCCAGCCACAAUCGGGAACGGAGUUGCGGUUGCUUCGGCAGUACAGCAGGCAAACAAACGGUAGGGUUGGAAUAUAAUAUCGUAUGCCAGUUUGAGUCGACUAGUCAAUGUAACCAUUACUAGUAUGAUCUCGUAUCAUUGAACUGUGUGUCUUGAUCCAACAUAAUUUAAUGAGCCUAAAGUAGUAUACAAGAUCACGAGAUGAAAUUCCAAAGCAGUUUUUAGUUGAUUUACAGCCACAAAAACGAUCACAUUUGAUACUCAUAGUAUAAUAUAGGUCGAUAGAGACAUAGAGUGUAUGUUGCUCGAAAGGAAAUACGAAAAGUUUAGUAGACAUCGCCAUCCCUUGCUCCUAAA